Molecule: messenger RNA, 1611 nt
Organism: Pyrenophora tritici-repentis Pt-1C-BFP
Lineage: Eukaryota; Fungi; Ascomycota; Dothideomycetes; Pleosporales; Pleosporaceae
Product: TauD, Probable taurine catabolism dioxygenase
Biological process (GO): carnitine biosynthetic process
Cellular component (GO): mitochondrion
Molecular function (GO): oxidoreductase activity
Source: RefSeq, a predicted model, not a curated record
ACAGUGCACAAUCGUCAAAACCAACCAUGUCUUCGACUAUCAGCGCGAGGAUUCCCUUGCGAAAUCUCGCGUCACAGUAUGCACGCUCUUCCACCACAACCACGGUCCAGAGACGGCGGCUCUUCUGCAAACCAUUCUGGCGAUCAUCACCUAAGCUGUCCGAGCACGCUGAUUGGAGCCCCGCUAUCCAUGGACCCUUCAGACCAACCACACGCCGACGCCAGCAACAAGCAGAGCUGAGACCGCCGCAAGAGUUGGACAUAUUUAUUGAAGAUUUGCCGAGUGUCACGCAAGUGGAUGAAGGUGCAGCAGCCAGGAGCAUUUCCGUUAACAUUUAUGGGGAUUCCAAGGUCUUUGACACUGUGUUCCUCCGUGACAGUUGCACGUGUGCGAAAUGUGUAGACCCCCAUAGCAAGAACAAGCUCUUCCAGACAUCAGACAUCCCUGAGAGUCUCGAAGGUAGUGCUACGGCUAUUUUUGAUGAAGAAAAGGGCGAAUCAAUCGAGCUGGAGUGGUCUACAGAUGUCAAAGGCUACGGUCCUGAACACCGCACACGACACUCCAUCGAGUGGCUGCGGCGAGCAUGCAGCACUGAAAUCGAGCUACGCGGUGGCUCAAGACACGACGACCGCGUUUUCUGGGAUCAUGACAAGAUUGCCGAAAACAACAAAUGGCUCGACUAUAACUCCUACAUGACCGACGACGCCACCCUCUUCGACGCCCUCACCCACCUAAACAGAUACGGCCUCCUCUUCAUAAACAAUGUCCCAGACUCCGAAGAAUCUGUCGUCUCCCUCGCCUCCCGCAUCGGCACGUUAAAGGACACCUUCUACGGCCGCACCUGGGACGUACGAUCAAAGCCAAAAGCCGAAAACAUAGCGUACACGCCCGACUACCUGGGCCUACACAUGGACCUCCUCUACACCGCCAACCCCCCACAUCUCCAGCUCCUCCACUCCCUGCGCGCCAGAACCCCCGGCGGUGAAUCCUUCUUCUCCGACGCCUUCAACGCAGCACACCAGUUGCGGCGGCAAUCAGAAGGCUACUUUAGAACCCUCUGUACUUUCCCCGUAACAUACCACUACCACCACCCGAACCAGCACUACCAUAUGACACGCCCUGUCAUAGAGACCUUCCCCUCGCUAAGAUACGAAGCCACGGACUGUGCCAUCCGCCGCAUCAACUGGUCGCCGCCCUUCCAAGCUCCCUUUGAAGCGCGUAUUGGCUCCGAGCACUCAAAGUCUCUGCGCACCUUCAUCGCCGCCUCGCAUGCGUAUGAGAAGCUGCUUAGUAAGGAGGAGAACCUGUUCGAGUAUAGGCUUAAUGAGGGCGAGUGUGUGAUUUUUGACAAUCGGCGUGUGUUGCAUGCGAGGAGGGCGUUUGAUGCGACAAAAGGGGAGAGGUGGCUGAAAGGCGCGUAUGUGGACGACGAUGUGUUUUUUAGUAAGCUGAGGGUUUUGGAAGAGAAGUUUGAAGGGAAAUGGGUGGCUGAAGGUGUGGUCAGGCAUGCUGUGAAAUGAGGAAUAGGGAGUAUUUGUAGCGUGUGUUGGAUGAUACUAUGAUGGAAAAUGCUGUAGGCCUGUUAUUCAGUAUAUGACGUUUCACCUUCCA